This is a messenger RNA of Parnassius mnemosyne (clouded apollo), 1194 nucleotides long. NCBI's taxonomy places the organism in Eukaryota, Metazoa, Arthropoda, Insecta, Lepidoptera, Papilionidae. The record is from the annotation of a GenBank genome assembly.
UUGUUUGUAGAAAAUUCAAGAAGGUAUGCGGUUUUCGAAGGUAAACAUUUUGAUGUUACCAAAGAAGAAAUUCGCCUCGUUUUAGCAAUACUUUUGCUAAGUGGAUAUAACGUUCAAGCAAGGAACCGCAUGUACUGGGAUACUGGAAUCGAUACCUAUCACCCUGGCGUAGCUAAUGCAAUAUCUCGAUCUCGAUUUGAACAAAUACUUCGAUUUAUGCAUGUUUCUGAUAAUGCAGCUUUAGAUGUCCAGGACAAGUUCACAAAAGUGCGACCUUUAUGGGAGAAACUAAACGAAAAAUGGAUGAAGUAUUGGCCUCAGUAUAACGAAGUUAGCAUCGACGAAUCAAUGAUUCCGUACUACGGCCAUCAUAGUACAAAACAGCACAUUCAUGGAAAACCCAUUCGUUUCGGAUUCAAGUGCUGGUGCAUGUCUACACGGCUGGGAUAUCUUAUACAAGCCAUACCUUAUCAAGGGGCUAGCACAGGCAACACUAAUCCCGAUUUAGGAACAAUACGGGCCAAUAGGGUCGAAAAUGCGCCCUUGGAAUCAAUCGCUGACAUCAAGAAAAAACAGCGUGGGAGCUAUGAUCAAAUCAUCGAUGAAACAUCAGGCGUGUCUCUAGUGCGAUACAACGACAAUAACGUUGUUACCGUAGCUUCUACCUGUGAAGGUGUUUCUCCAGUUGGAUCCGCACAGCGAUGGUCAAGUGCUGAAAGAAAAAAAAUCUCGAUUCAACAGCCCUUUUGUGUUCAAAUGUAUAAUCAAUAUAUGGGCGGAGUAGAUCGUCUAGAUCAAAACAUAGGCUGCUACCGCAUUAGCAUAAAUAAAAAAAAAUGGUAUUGGCAACUUCUGAUGUGGCCCUUGAACGCUUCAAUGAAUAACGCUUUUCAGUUGUACAGGCUCUCACCAGCUGGGCAAGAGAAGGGGCAUCUUGAUUUCCUAGCCUUUAUCAGGUCUGUGGUUACAACUUAUCUACGAAGAUAUGCGUCGGCUCGCUCUUUAGGCCGUCCUAUGAAGCCGUCUAGGAAAAGGAGGGUGCCAGACGAUGUACGUCUAGAUGGGGCUGACCAUUUAAUUAUUUCUAGUGCAACUCAGAUACGUUGUGCCGAAUGCCAUAAAAAUACUACUAAAAAAUGCCGAAAAUGUGAUGUCGGCUGUCAUACUAAUUGUUUUGAAAUUUUCCACUCCUAA